AAAGCUAGAACGACUUCUGCUGACGUUUGCCCAUACUGGCAACAACUGACAUUCUUCUUCUUGCGACAUGCGCUUGUGUUAUCAUUUUUUGGACAGACAGUGAUUUGUCCACUAAUACAGCACUUGAUCAUCAAUGGGACGUCUAAUUCUGGAACACACGCUGCAGGGCCACAAAGGGCGCAUCUGGGGAGUGGCAUGGCAUCCUAAGGGCAACGUAUUCGCAUCCUGCGGCGAGGACAAGGCCAUCCGCAUUUGGUCGCUGACCGGUAGCACUUGGAGCACAAAGACCAUUCUAUCCGACGGCCACAAACGCACAAUUCGCGAGAUUCGUUGGUCUCCAUGUGGCCAGUACUUGGCUUCGGCCAGCUUCGAUGCCACCACAGCGAUCUGGUCGAAAUCCUCGGGAGAAUUCGAAUGCAACGCAACAUUGGAGGGCCAUGAAAACGAGGUGAAGAGCGUUAGCUGGUCGCGGUCCGGCGGAUUACUGGCAACAUGUUCGCGGGACAAGUCCGUGUGGAUCUGGGAAGUGGCCGGCGAUGAUGAGUUCGAGUGCGCCGCCGUUUUGAACUCGCACACACAAGAUGUAAAGCGCGUGGUUUGGCAUCCGACCAAGGAGGUUUUGGCCUCCGCCUCAUACGACAACACCAUAAAAAUGUACGCAGAGGACCCCGUAGACAACGACUGGGACUGCACGGCGACUCUCACUUCCCACACGAGCACGAUUUGGGGCAUUGACUUUGAUGCGGAUGGCGAGCGCCUGGUUUCCUGUAGUGACGACACAACAAUAAAGAUCUGGAAGGCAUACCAUCCAGGAAAUUCGGCCGGAGUGGCUACGCCCGACCAGCAAACCGUUUGGAAGUGCGUGUGUACACUGUCCGGCCAGCAUUCGCGAGCUAUCUACGACGUGUCCUGGUGCAAGCUUACAGGUCUGAUAGCGACAGCCUGUGGCGACGACGGCAUACGAAUCUUCAAGGAGACCAGCGACUCCAAGCCAGACGAACCCACGUUUGAGCAGCUAACUGCGGAGGAGGGUGCUCACGAUCAGGACGUAAACUCGGUUCAGUGGAACCCAGUGGUGGCCGGUCAACUGAUAUCCUGCAGCGAUGAUGGCACCAUUAAAAUUUGGAAAGUGACCGAGUAACAGAACGAUUAUGGUUUGGUAUAUUUAAGUGGGUAAAGCUGGAACCUAAUUUUUGUACAGUUUGCGUAAUAACAAAUUAAAGUAUUCGUAUUCAAAUGA
Molecule: messenger RNA, 1240 nt
Organism: Drosophila erecta
Lineage: Eukaryota; Metazoa; Arthropoda; Insecta; Diptera; Drosophilidae
Gene: Ciao1
Product: probable cytosolic iron-sulfur protein assembly protein Ciao1
Exons: 1
Coding region: 134-1141 (335 amino acids)
Biological process (GO): iron-sulfur cluster assembly
Cellular component (GO): cytosolic [4Fe-4S] assembly targeting complex
Molecular function (GO): protein binding
Source: RefSeq, a predicted model, not a curated record